AGUGGUUCGGGAAAGUCGAACGAAUUUUCUCUCACCGUACAGCUUUCUUGGAGGGAAAUCCGAGAACCCAGCAGCAUUUGCAGCGGUUGUCACCAACUGUGGGGGAGUGUGGUUUCGACAAAGUGUGAAACGAAUUUGACGAACACCGUACCACAGCUAGACGAGUGAGCGAUAUUCGUGUGCGCUGAUAAGAGAGUGAUUUUGGGCAGUGUGAAACCAAUUUCCUUCCCGUGCACAGCUUCCGGAUAAUUCCGUUGCGGUAACCGAGGAGUUGGUGCAGAUGUGUGCGAACGUGUCGUGUUUGGUGCGCGUUACCAGUAUGAUGUCACGGUGUGCGAAACGUUGUGCGCCUCGAAUGCCACGGAUUAGUCACCGGAUACGUGGUGGGAUGGUAUGUACCGCUUCCUACAGCACGGACGCCCUACACCGCCAGCAGCCCGCCCGACUCGGCGGAAGACAUGGAUACAACGAUGCAUCGAGCUUCUUCGCGGGAAGUGGCACCCGGUCGCGGUCGUAUACGCAGGCAGCCUCUACCCUAACCCGGGAACAGCUGCACGAUCUGGUGUACAGGUUAAACGAGGAUGAAAGAGAAUUGCUUAUGAACACGCUGAAGCAGUUCGAGUCCAACAAAGUGAAGGCAAAGUUUGAAGGGCAGUUGGCAGCAACCGUUUGGCGAAGUAGAUUCGGUCGUCCAGCAAAACUAAAACCUGCCCUGGGAGAUGUAGAUCCUACCGGUUCCUACUGCGCGGUGCCGGAAGAUUGGCUGCAAAAAAAGUUCGCCGAAACCGUACCAGUACCACCCACCUCGGACCUCAUGAAACUCGGAUUGGUGAAUGCCCUUCCUUUCAUUGGAUUUGGUUUCCUCGAUAACUUCACCAUGAUUAUUGCGGGAGACUACAUUGAGCAUACGCUCGGAUUAUUUAUGUGCAUAUCGACGAUGGCAGCGGCAGCGCUAGGGAAUACCAUCAGCGACGUAAUAGGCAUCGGAUCUGCAUUUUACGUGGAGAAGCUUGCCGAAAUGAGCGGCGUGAAACCACCGAAGCUUUCGCCCAUUCAGCUGGAGAUGAAAGCCAGCCGACGGGCGGCCAAUUUGGGGCGCGUGCUUGGUAUUACGAUCGGCUGCCUGCUGGGAAUGUGCCCUCUAUUAUUCAUGAAGGAGGAUAAGGAUAAGGACAAGGACAAGGAAAAAGACAAAGCUAAAGCACCGCCGAGCACGGUGGCGAAUGUUGCCGUGGAGUAGGCCUCCACUAGAGGUACACGGCUGCUGCAGACAUAACGCUGUGUGGUUUUAGGUCAAUUUAGGAUGGUCCCACGCGGAAUGCACAGCUAUUCGUCUACCGACCGAGUAACCGAAAUCCGAAAUUUAAAUUAGACAGAUCCCAGUUCGACACCGUGGGUUAAUAUUUUACGUUGAUUGAUCGAAGGCGGAAGUUCGGAAAUCGAAUUACUGCGACGCACUCCACCUACCAGUAAUGCGAAAGCACAUACAUGCGUAUACCAGUCCCAGAGCGCACCAUCGACGAAACAGAACACAAAACGAGGUAGCAUCGUAACGAGAUAACGACCACACUAAGGGCUGCUGGAUACGAGCUGUGUACAUAUAUGUAUUAACGUCGAUCAUGGCUUUCGAUACGAAGCACCCAUGAACUCAUCUCGAUCGAAUACACCUAUCUCUCACCAUGUAUCAUCAUCGGCGGUAGAUUCGCGGUAUGAUGUAUUGUUUCAUUUCCACGAGAUGAUUUAGCCAGCUGUAAUGUCGAAAUUUAUGCCUAGUUAUUGAUUAGCCACUAUUGGUGCUACUGUUACUGCUAUUGCUAUUUAUUAACGAUUCUCUACAACACAACGUAUCGGUAAUCGAAUGUAUGCAAAACUGACUGUAAGGAACGUACGGGAGCGAGCUACUUGCAAGUGCGGCCGCGUUGUUUGUGUUAUAAUUACAGUUAAUGCACAAACUAUGUUAAUAACUAUUUACUCUUAGAAUUGUUACCUUCUUAGUUGAGGAACGUACUAGUAAGACUAGUCCAUCUGGUAAUGUGUUAUCGCUUCUAAUAAUUGCACCAGUAUGCUGCCAUGAAUAUCAUCAAUUGUUCUUGUUUAUCGAAGGCGAUUUAAACUUACGCGAAUUAAGAAUUCAAUGACACACGACACCAAUCACUUCUAUCGUACGCAAGCAUCAUCCUUGCGAAAAGGAGAUCUCCUACGCGAAAGGUUAUUUUCCCGUACUGUGACGACAAAUUGACGAAUGUUUCAUUCAGCAGAACGCGAAGAAAUGACAUCCUUGCUGGUGCAAAGGAAUAAUAUAAAACAAAGCAAAAAAGGUUAUUAAUGUCACUAGAGUAGUAUUGGUAGUAAUUGGGUCCAUUUAAAGAGAAUGCAGGAAAAUUUUAUUAGAUUAGUGUUAUUACAAUAUUGGUAUAGCUUUCUUGCAAAACAGAGACCAAUUUCUCCAAAUGUGUAACAGUAGUAAACGGAUAUAAUCGUGUGUACGUUGGUAUUGAUGAACGCUUACCCAAACUAUCCUUCCUAGUUGUUUCUCGGGCCAUAAGCAAGUCAUCAUGCGGAAUGAUAUUACGUGGAAAAUACCUCAUUAAUUUGCUCUAAGUAUUUACUUACCCAUUUCCUGCCUAUAUGGUGACUGUUUAGCGAGCAUACUCGAGUAGGGAAUGAGUUGCAGAUGUACUUCUCUUAGGAAUUUGUUUCAUGAGUCAUGUUCGGCUAAACAAACAUGAUCUGUUACCUCGUCGAUCUGUUGUCCUCGUUUCCUCCUUUUUUUCACCAACUAAUGACAGAGCACUUUACGAAGUAGCGAUUCUGAACCAAGUUCUUCCACAUUCCCAUUGAGCGCAUAUAUUGAAAAAAAAAAAGGUUUUCAAGGUGCGUGCAUAGUCCCUCCAUGUUUAAAGCACAAUAAUAUUCUAAACUGAUAUUUCUAUUACUCAAACCUAACCCCCUGGCCUUACACAUUUACCAAAACAAUUAAAGAAAAAAAAAACAACGGAACCCCCAACAGCUAGUGCGUAGCGUCGUGAAUUGGCUGGCGGGCAGCAGAAUCAAAUGAAACUAUUUUUCUAAACUUCUUCCAUCUGGCCACGGACACGGCCACAGAUAAAGCGAGAGCAGUAGAGGUGAUGUUUUUUGUCCACGCGAUAUCGCUUUCACAAUACCUUGAAUGGUCAAUUUUCUAGUAAUCAAAACACCUGGAUACUGUCCUACGUCGUCUUUCAAACUUACUCAUAUUGUCGAUUAAAUAUACGGUACGAAGCAGAUAGGUGGAAGUAAAACAAACUAACUAUGAGCAACUAGCACAAUGCAUUUCAUGAAUAAUAUAACAAAAUUAUGUAGCUAUUAGCGGCAAACAAUUAUAGUGUUUCGGUUUUGCAAACCGGAUCGGGCAACCGCUUGGGAAGGGUUUACAGCGAAAACGAUCGUGAGAGAACGAUUUGCUUGUGAAAUGCUUCGUAGAUCUUCCAGUUCACUAGUAAUUCACCGAAAACCACGUUUAACACAACUAUGCGAAAUAAUAAUGCUCAAAUCAAAAGCCGAUAAACAGUUCCGUACAGUACGGUAGUAGAUAGAAUUGAUGCUCGGGGUUCUCGUGCAACACUUGAAUACACAAUACAAAUCGAUAACCGAUGUAACGACGAACAGCAAUAGAAAUAGCAAAUAUUGAACGAAUGUGUACCAAAUAAACAGUAAUUCAC
This is a messenger RNA of Anopheles moucheti, 3701 nucleotides long. Its product is annotated as transmembrane protein 65. NCBI's taxonomy places the organism in Eukaryota, Metazoa, Arthropoda, Insecta, Diptera, Culicidae. The record is from RefSeq and is a predicted model, not a curated record. The transcript has 6 exons. Gene Ontology annotation, cellular component: mitochondrion. Bases 281 to 1240 code for a protein of 319 amino acids.